Aspergillus chevalieri is the source of this 537-nucleotide messenger RNA. Its product is annotated as translationally-controlled tumor protein. The coding region runs from base 1 to 537 and encodes 178 amino acids. The transcript has 4 exons. Gene Ontology annotation, cellular component: cytoplasm. NCBI's taxonomy places the organism in Eukaryota, Fungi, Ascomycota, Eurotiomycetes, Eurotiales, Aspergillaceae. The record is from RefSeq and is a predicted model, not a curated record. Gene Ontology annotation, molecular function: calcium ion binding.
AUGCUUAUCUACACUGACAUUGUCUCCGGAGACGAGCUCCUCGCCGACACCUUCAAGAUCCAGGAGGCCGGCCCCGUCCUUUGGGAGUGCGACUGCAAGAAGUACCUCAAGAGCAAGAACGAGGACUUCCAGCUCGAGGGUGCCAACCCCUCUGCCGAGGAGGCCAACGAUGAAGGUGGUGAGGGUGAGUCGGUCAUGGUCCACGACAUCGAGGACCAGUUCCAGCUCGUCUGGCUCAAGGCCGAGGAGGGCAUGAAGCCUUCCAAGGAUGCCUUCAAGGCCCACCUCAAGACCUACAUGAAGAAGGUCCUCAACAAGCUCACCGAGAAGGGUGCUCCCCAGGAGAAGAUCGAUGAGUUCAAGGCCGGUGCCCCCGCCGCUGUCAAGAAGAUCAUCGGCAACUACGACAACUACGACGUUCUCAUGGGCAAGGCCAUGGACGGUGACGCUAUGCACGUCCUGAUUGACUUCCGCGAGGAUGGUGUCACCCCUUACGCCACUCUCUGGAAGCACGGUCUCGAGGAGGUCAAGGUCUAA